AUGGGUACUCUUGCAGACAGCUCUCUGCUUAACAGUCAAGAUGAGCGAGGUUUCACACCACUAAUGUGGGCUGCUGCAUUUGGAGAGAUAAUGAUGGUGGAGUUCCUCCUUCAGAAGGGAGCAGAUCCAAGAACACUGGCUCGGGAACGAGAAAGUGCCCUGUCUUUGGCCAGCGCAGGAGGAUUUGCAGACAUUGUUAAUAUUCUCCUACAACAUGGCGUUGAUAUCGAUUCCUAUGACUGGAAUGGUGGGACCCCUCUUCUGUAUGCAGUUCGUGGGAAUCACACAAAAUGUGUUGAAGCUCUCUUGAGAUGUGGGGCAGAUAUCACAUUUGAGGCAGACUCUGGCUACAGUCCUGUUGCUCUCGCUGUUGCAUUGGGCCACAAAAAAGUGCAAAAACUGCUUGAAGAUCACAUUUUGAAGCUGUUUCGGGGACCAGUGUCAGUGUCUGACAACACAUGAAGCAGAGGACUGCUCUUACAAGACCUUACAAUUAUCCUGCAUAGUUUAUAGCUUUAUUUUGACAUGGACGAUGUGAAGAACUGUUUUUGUAUCUUUUUAAAUUAAAAAACACUUUUACAGACAUGCAGUUCAUGUGUGAUGACCUGAAAAGACAUGUGAAUAUAAUACAUAGAGGCUCUGUAGAAAAAAAGGAAAUGAAAUCAAAAGUAACAUCAGUUUAUGCUUUUCCUGUGAGUAGGUGGGAAUAAAUUCAACAUCCAGAGGUGAAAGGAAGGGGGAAAAAUUGUUAGCAUUCCCGCCUCUUCAUACUUCCUCUUUGUCCUUUUCUCAAAACAUUACAAAACCUUUUCCCCCAGGAUUUCCAAUGUGUAAACAAUUAUUCUUCCAAAAAAGUCAGCACUGUUUUCAAACACUAUUUUCAACUUCUGAACCAAAGGGACAUCUUGAAUGGGAAA
Molecule: messenger RNA, 917 nt
Organism: Sinocyclocheilus rhinocerous
Lineage: Eukaryota; Metazoa; Chordata; Actinopteri; Cypriniformes; Cyprinidae
Product: DNA-binding protein RFXANK-like
Exons: 5
Coding region: 1-462 (153 amino acids)
Biological process (GO): positive regulation of transcription by RNA polymerase II
Cellular component (GO): nucleus
Molecular function (GO): protein binding
Source: RefSeq, a predicted model, not a curated record